ACGGUGUGAUAUUAUCGAACAUGUGAACGAGUCACUCCUCUUUGUCUCUCUGGAACGGUCUGUGUUAAACCAAAUCACCAAGUUUCGCCAACCACUCAUUUUCGCACUCCACCCUCUCACAUCAUCUCCAUCUUCCCCAUCCCAAAAUCCAACAAAAACAACCUCCAGAAAGCAAAAACUCUCUAACCUCUUUGUGUAUUCUCUCUCUCUAAACACCUGAGGUCAUGGGUUGAAGAAGAAGUUUGGAGCAAUUAAUGGAGUGGGACAGCAAUUCUGAUCUGAGCGGUGACGAGGAAGGGUUCCUCUUGACCGAUGGCGGGCCGUUGCCGUUCCCGGUGGAGAGUUUGCUUCAUCCGGCGCCGUGCGGGUUCGUCGUCACGGACGCGUUAGAGCCGGACCAUCCGAUUAUAUAUGUAAAUUCUGUGUUCGAGAUGGUCACGGGUUAUCGAGCUGAAGAGGUACUUGGGCGUAACUGUCGUUUCCUGCAAUGUAGAGGCCCAUUUGCAAAAAGAAGGCAUCAACUGGUAGAUUCCACAGUAAUUUCAGAAAUACGAAGAUGUCUUGAGGAGGGGGUUGAAUUCCAAGGCGAUUUGUUGAACUUUAGGAAAGAUGGAUCCCCGUUGAUGAAUAGGUUGAGGCUGACCCCUAUAUAUGGAGACGACGAAACAAUAACUCAUGUUAUUGGAAUCCAGUUCUUCACAGAAGUAAAUCUUGAUCUGGGUCCUCUUCCAGGAGCUUUUACAAAGGAGUCUGCAAAAUCAUCUGAUAGGUUUCGUUCCAGUCUCUCCUCUUACCGACCAGUUCUAGAUGGGGACCGAAAUAUCAGUCGUGGCAUUUGUGGGAUACUGCAAUUGAGCGAUGAGGUCCUGUCUCUCAAGAUUCUUUCACGGUUGACGCCAAGAGAUAUUGCAUCUGUUGGCUCUGUCUCUAGGAGGCUCUAUGAACUAACGAAGAACGAGGAUCUUUGGAGAAUGGUCUGCCAAAAUGCAUGGGGUUGUGAAACUACCAGGGUUUUAGAGACCGUGCCUGGGGCAAAGAGGCUUGGGUGGGGUCGGCUGGCAAGGGAAUUGACCACUCUUGAAGCAGCAGCAUGGAGAAAGCUAACUGUUGGGGGUGCUGUUGAACCCUCUCGUUGCAACUUCAGUGCAUGUGCAGUUGGGAAUCGGGUGGUGCUUUUUGGUGGGGAGGGGGUCAACAUGCAACCAAUGAAUGAUACAUUUGUUUUGGACUUGAACUCCAGCAAUCCAGAGUGGCAACAUGUCAAGGUGAGCUCCCCACCUCCUGGUCGUUGGGGUCACACACUUUCUUGUGUAAAUGGAUCUAACUUGGUCCUGUUUGGAGGCUGUGGAAGGCAAGGCUUACUCAAUGACGUCUUUGUGUUGGACUUGGAUGCAAAGCAUCCAACUUGGCGUGAAAUUUCUAGUUUAGCCCCUCCACUUCCACGAUCAUGGCAUAGCUCCUGCACUCUUGAUGGUACAAAGUUGAUUGUUUCUGGUGGCUGUGCUGAUUCUGGGGUGCUUCUUAGUGACACUUUCCUGCUUGAUCUCUCAAUGGAGAAACCUGUUUGGAGAGAGAUACCUGUAACAUGGACCCCACCUUCUCGUUUGGGUCAUACUCUCUCUGUAUAUGGUGGUAGGAAAAUUUUGAUGUUUGGGGGUCUUGCCAAGAGCGGACCUCUCCGAUUCCGCUCUAGUGACGUGUUCACAAUGGAUCUGAGUGAGGAGGAACCCUGUUGGAGGUGUGUAACUGGGAGUGGAAUGCCUGGUGCUGGAAAUCCGGGUGGCAUAGCUCCUCCUCCAAGGCUUGAUCACGUGGCUGUGAGCCUCCCAGGUGGCAGAAUCCUCGUCUUUGGUGGGUCUGUAGCAGGCCUUCACUCAGCGUCACAGCUUUAUAUCCUGGAUCCAACUGAUGAGAAGCCUACGUGGAGGAUAUUAAAUGUACCUGGGAGGCCUCCAAGAUUUGCUUGGGGUCACAGUACAUGUGUUGUUGGAGGGACGAGGGCUAUAGUCCUCGGCGGUCAAACUGGAGAUGAGUGGAUGUUGAGUGACCUUCAUGAACUAUCUUUGGCGAGUUCUGUCAUCUAAUUUGGAAGAAAUGGAAUGGGAAGCUGUAUGUAGUCUGUAGCAUAGGAAUCAAAAGGAGUCCUCAACCUCGUGGGAUAAGAUCGUCUCAAAUAAUCAUUUUGUGGAGAUGAUGUUGGAUUUGCUAAAAAUGGUUGAUCAAUUUGGCCGUGGGUCAGCAAUCUUCUAUCAGCAUUUGCGCUUUUGUGCAUUUUCUUGUAUGAGGUAUUUCUGGCUCGUAAUGGAAUAAUUCUCUGGGUGACUUGAAUGCAGGUCUAAUGUUGUGAGGUUUUUAUGAAACUGUGUUCUGUACUUCGACUGAUAUUGGUAGGUAUCGUAUAUGUAGGUUUAGUUUCUACGCUAGUAUGCACAUGUGUUGUGGUUCAAGCUAUGUAUGUAAUUUGAACCCCUAGGUAAAAAAAGAAAAGUGUGUGUAUAUAGCAAGUGACAUAUGCUCCUUGCGUCUUUUAUAUUAGCUGAAACAAUGUUUCAUAUGUUAUCUUAAACAUCUCAUUUGGGUUCUCUCCCCUCUGGAAGCAAAGCAAAGCUCAGACUGUCUGUGUCACACCCCUGCUUCUUUGGCCUGGAUCCAGUCUCUCUGACAUGCGAACGUUGGUGGGACCACUUGAAAUUGUUGUUAAUUGAUAGAAAAAGGCUGCUGCUUCGUUGCGUAUUUAACCUACAACCGAUAAAGGGUAGAGAAGACCAGCGGGUUCACUCCUCGUCAGACUUCUUUUUUCUGUGCUGGUUCAUUUGUAAGAGUUACUGCCCAAAUGUAUACACGUGUUACGGGUUGAUUUUUAUUUUAGUUUUCGGAUGAUGUUAUCAGAGCCAAAUUGAUUUUGGUGUUUUAUAGCAUUUUGAACAAAUAGUAUAAUAAUAUGUUGUAUGGAAUCAUUGCUUAAAUUCCCAAAAAUGGUAUAAACCUAAUUGAAGUA
Messenger RNA from Cornus florida, 2998 nucleotides. RefSeq names its product adagio protein 1. Gene Ontology annotation, cellular component: cytosol; SCF ubiquitin ligase complex; nucleus. The transcript has 3 exons. Lineage: Eukaryota; Viridiplantae; Streptophyta; Magnoliopsida; Cornales; Cornaceae. Gene Ontology annotation, molecular function: protein binding. The record is from RefSeq and is a predicted model, not a curated record. The coding region runs from base 255 to 2084 and encodes 609 amino acids. Gene Ontology annotation, biological process: response to blue light; circadian rhythm.